Messenger RNA from Penicillium hordei, 858 nucleotides. RefSeq names its product DODA-type extradiol aromatic ring-opening family dioxygenase. The record is from RefSeq and is a predicted model, not a curated record. NCBI's taxonomy places the organism in Eukaryota, Fungi, Ascomycota, Eurotiomycetes, Eurotiales, Aspergillaceae. Gene Ontology annotation, molecular function: zinc ion binding; oxidoreductase activity, acting on single donors with incorporation of molecular oxygen; ferrous iron binding. The transcript has 4 exons. Bases 1 to 858 code for a protein of 285 amino acids.
AUGUCGUCUACCACCGAGCCUGCCCACUCUCUCCCCACCUAUUUCAUUGGUCAUGCCGGUGUGGGACUUCUCUUUGAUGAUAGACCUCGAAACGAAAUUGUGCAAGCGAACUUGAGGAAUAUUGGGGAAGAGAUCCUUUCUUUGUCACCGCGUCCCAAAGCGGUUGUUGUCUUUAGCGGUCACUUUGAAGCGGACGAGAUCCAUGGGCCAGGGCACGACUUUGUCAACGACUUCCAUGACUCUAAGCCGUUCGUCUAUGAAUACAACUGGCCGCAUCAAGACGCGCCGGAGCUAGCGGCACAACUGUGGGAACAUCUACGCAAGGCAGGAGUUAAGGCCAAACGAGUGGAGCGGGGAGUGGAUCAUGGUGUCUGGGUGCCGUUCAAGGUUAUGUUUCCCAAUGAGAAACCGCUGGACAUACCCGUAAUCCAAAUCUCUACAUUCCAUGGGACCAAUCUCGAGAGCCAGAUCCGUCUGGGUCAGGCCUUGCAGUCGCUACGACAUGAAGGUUAUCUCAUUAUAGGUUCAGGCAUGGCUGUUCACUCGUUCGCAUCGAUCGAGGAGAUUGUAGAUGCCCCAACAGAGGAGAGGGAAGCCACCCGGGCUAAGGUCCUUACCGAGUCGCGAGCGUUUGAUACCCAUCUGAGAGCAGCAGUGACAAAAAGGGAUGCAAAGGAGAGAAAUCAAGCCCUGCUAAACUUAGAGACCCUGUACGAGUUCAAGCGCUCCCAUCCGACUGUUGAGCAUUUUACACCACUUCUGGUGGCUGCAGCCGCGGCUGGAGAUGCAGAUGUAGAAGCCCUAGGCGUGGACUUAGUCGACCCAGGCUUCUCUUAUCUCAAUCUACGUUUUGUUUAG